Diabrotica balteata is the source of this 1317-nucleotide messenger RNA. NCBI's taxonomy places the organism in Eukaryota, Metazoa, Arthropoda, Insecta, Coleoptera, Chrysomelidae. The record is from the annotation of a GenBank genome assembly.
CACAAUGCUCUUAAUUAAGUCUCUGACAACUAUUCGACACCAAGAUGGUUAAAAUUACAGAAGAUUUGGUGAGAAAAAAAGCAGAACACAAUGAGAAAAUAAUUGGCACGCUUGAAGAGUUAUCGCUCCAUCAAGAAGACGUUGAAAAAAUAGAAAACCUUAACAAUUGGUGCAAAGACUUACAAAUUUUAUAUUUACAAGCAAAUCUUAUAUCAAAAAUAGAAAAUGUAAAUAAGUUAAAGAAACUACAGUAUUUAAACCUAGCCAUUAAUAACAUUGAAAAAAUAGAAAAUUUAGAAAGGUGCGAAUCGUUAGAAAAAUUGGAUUUGACUUUAAAUUUUAUAGGGGAUUUGGAAAGUGUUUGUAAUCUUAGGCACAACAUUCACUUAAGGGAUCUAUACUUAACUGGAAACCCUUGCUGUGACUACGAGGGUUACAGAAAUUAUGUAGUAGCUUCAUUGCCACAACUGAAAAAUCUGGACUCCAGAGAAAUUAGCAAAAGCGAGAGAAUUAAAUCUCAACAGCUUCUAGAACAAACAGAGAAAAAAAUUCAGCAAGCCCAAGUGAAGUAUUUUAAAUGGAGGCAAGAACAGCGAGAAAGGAUGAACCAGAUAGAUUAUACAGGUAUUUCAAACGAUGAAUUUUGGAAGAUGACUAGUGAGCAUUGUCCCGAAACCAGAAUAGAAAUGGCAAAAAGACAAAGUAAAAAAGAUAGAGAUGUCUGUAAUGUUUAUGAAGAAACUUCUAAAAUACGUCUAAAACUUUUUAAUAAAGAAGGCAGACCACUUAAUGUUAACCAAGCUAAGCUGGAUUUUAUUUUUAACGAUGACGAUCCAAGGCAGUUCACUUUAGAUGUUUCAGUGUAUAAAUUUUUGGACAGUAAUCUUAUUGAUGUAGAUCUGCAGCCGAUAUAUGUUAAAAUAACAGUUAAAGAAAAAAUAUUUCAAAUCGUAUUUCCUGAAGAAAUACUGGUUGAGAAAAGUACUGCCCAAAGAUCUCAAACUACUGGACAUCUGGUUCUGAAGUUACCCAAAGCAAAUUACAAGGAACCAUUGCACACAGAAAAAAAAGUUUUACAGAAACUUCAACCGGAUAAGAUAGAAACUAAAAAUGAGUAUUUAGAAGUGAAAGAUGAAGUAGGAGAUUUAGAUUUUAGUAAAAUUGUUGAAAAUAAUAACAAAAUAAAGGCUGUCAAUGUAGAUCCUGAUAUACCGCCUCUGGAAUUUGUGUACCACUGAUAGUUUACAAUGAAAACUUAAUAAAGUUUAAUUGUUGGCAAAUGGUUUUAUCUCUGGCAUAAUUUAAAUCAGUUCUAUU